Messenger RNA from Oreochromis niloticus (Nile tilapia), 1100 nucleotides. Its product is annotated as heme-binding protein 2-like. The record is from RefSeq and is a predicted model, not a curated record. The coding region runs from base 63 to 659 and encodes 198 amino acids. NCBI's taxonomy places the organism in Eukaryota, Metazoa, Chordata, Actinopteri, Cichliformes, Cichlidae. Gene Ontology annotation, molecular function: heme binding. The transcript is spliced from 4 exons. Gene Ontology annotation, cellular component: cytoplasm.
GUCCUUUUGCAGUAUUGUUAGUGGAGCUGCAGUUUUGCACUUCCUCGGAAGACUCUUUGAAGAUGGCACAGGUGGUGUUUGCACUCUUAGCUUUGUUCCUGGUGUCACUCUGUACCGGACAGGACUUUUGCCCAAAGGAAAAAUGUCCUCAGUACAAAGUUGUUGAGACGCACCAGGACUUUGAGGUGCGCUUAUACGGUGCCACCAACUGGAUUACCACAAAGCUCGACAGCACUGGGGCCAGGGAUUAUUUAGCUGCAAAUUCACGCCUGAAGAACUACGUCAAGAGACAGGCUGAAGCAGGUUUUGAGAUUUCUGAUGAUUGCUGGCCUGUACUGGUCACUGUUACAGAAGGUGAAGGGGAUCCUAAAAUGUCGGUGUCGUGGUUUGUUCCUUCUGGUGGCAAAAAGGCUGAAAUCUCUGAUCCAUUAGUCAAAUUAGAAAGUAAACCUGAAGCCACCAUCUAUGUAAGGGUUUUCGGUGGUGCUCCAAGCACUGCAACUGGCCAGGAAAACACAAAGAUUCUUCGUGAGGCCUUGGCUAGUACUGGGAAAACCUUUGAUCCCAACACUCAUGCUGCAGCUACCUAUGAAUCAUAUUUUUCUUUUACUCACCACAAUGAAAUCUGGAUCAGUGCUGCCUCACAACAACAGAACUAAGUAAAUGUUCUUGUCAGGUUGCAGACCUUUUGCAUUGUUUGCAGAGUCAGAUUUUAAUCUGUGCUGCUCGAAUGAACAGAUAUAAUGCAUGCACAAAGAAACAGGGAAGAGAUGCUACUUCAACAGAACAAAGCAAACUGGUUUCUGGAAUGUUGUGGUUUAGUUUAGUUCCUGGAACUAAAAGCAUAUUAACAGUUUGUUCUACUUUUUCUUUAUUCUCUUUCAUCCAUGAAUACAAAGUAAUGAAUUCAGAUCAUCCCUUAAGCCCAGGAGGACUUCCAUUACAAAAACAAUUUACUUGUUUGCUGGGUGAUUGUUUAGAACACUUUGAUAACUUUGAGAUUCUAACAUGACAUUCUAUGUCUGCUUCUGAUAUAUGUUGAAGAUUUUAUUUUUAACCCACUUCUUAAAAUUAAAAAAUUGUACUGUCCUUAAGAGAUA